AUGGAUGUUCAACUGUAUGUCUACGACCUGUCACAGGGCAUGGCGAGACAGUUUUCCCAGGCUUUGACUGGAAUUCAAAUCGAUGCCAUCUACCAUACUGCAAUUGUCUUCAACCGCGUGGAAUAUUUCUUCGGCCAGGGAGUCCACCGCAAAGUCCCGGGGUCAACUCACCAUGGCCAGCCCAUAUCAGUCGUUGACAUGGGCAAGACAGAACUGCCAGUGGAUGUCGUGGAGGAAUAUGUCGAAUCUUUGGAACAGAUCUAUACUCCCGAGUCCUAUGAUCUCUUCCUGCAUAAUUGCAACAACUUCACCCAAGAUCUCGCAAUGUUUCUGGUCGGCAAGAGCAUCCCUGAGGAGAUCACCAGCCUCCCUGAGACAUUCCUGAGCACACCCAUCGGCCGGAUGUUGCGUACGCAGCUCGACCAAUCCAUGAGAACCAUGACUCAAGCACCCGAUGCCGUCUCUGGAAGGGAUGCACAGAAGAGACAACCAUCAACUGCAGCCGUCUCCCAGCCCAUCUCGAACGGCACUUCUUCCGGACCAACAACCAACACUUUCUUUCAUAAGACGACCGUCCCAAAGAUCAUCAAUUGCCAACCCCCUGCUGCUGCUUCCCCCGGUCGCGUCUAUAAUAUAACCACGCCCUCCGAGCUUGACACACUCCUGUCCAUCUCAAGUGACUCCUGCGCCGUUCUAUUCUUCACUUCCGCCUCCUGUCCUCCAUGCAAGAUCGCCUAUCCGACCUAUGAUGAGUUGGCCUCCGAGGCUGGUGGACUCCCGACCGCACGUUUGAUAAAGAUCGACAUCUCAGCCUCUCAUUCCGCCCAGUCUGUUGCACAGCGCUAUCAGAUCCGGGCAACGCCAACCUUCGUCACAUUCCUCAAAGGCCAGAAACAGGACGAGUGGGCUGGUGCAAACCCGGCCCAGCUCAGAGGCAAUGUCCAGUUACUCCUCCAAAUGGCACGUCCGCCUCAGCACACUCACGCAAAUCUGAAGCUGCCAUCUUUUCAAAGAUAUAUUGAAAGGCCGACCCUAUACGGCCGCAGUCCACCGCUUGACAAAUUGCUCACCAAGAUUGGGAACUCCUUCUCGUCUGCCCCUUCUGUCCAGGACCUGGUAUCAUACAUCAAAUUCCGCGACGCCAAAGGGAUGCAGGAUGCACCCAUACCGAAUCUACCUGCUUUCAGCGCCCAUCUCGACUCGGAAUUCUCUUCCCUGGCCCCCGACUCCCGUUUUGCAGUGAUCGAUCUCGUCCGCACCGCAGCCGCCGAUUCGCGAGUGUCCGGCUUCUUCACCACCGAGCCUGCCCAUCGGACUCUGUCCACGUUAUUCCCCAACUUUCAAACUGCGACGAAUUUCACGGACGCGAAAUACAAUAUCCAAUCCGUCACUUUACAACUCGCAUGCAAUCUCUUUAGCUCAAACGUAUUCCAGGAGCAGCUCAUACAUCCCAGUGACGAGCAGUCAAUUUCGAAACUCCGAGAAACCAUCGAAAGCCUUGCCGCCCAGGCUCUGCUGUCACCGCAUGCAAACUCUCGAUCCAUGGCCGCGGCCCUGGUUUACAAUCUAAGUGCAUACACGCACAACGAACGAAUCCACCACGCUUCAACUUCCACUCCCAAUGCACAAUCCCCUAACGGGACCGGCCCUCACGAAGGUGCUAGCAGCCCUGUUAGCGACGACCUGACCGCCGCUCUGCUCGAGAGCAUCAUUUCUCUUCCCACGCUUGCCUCACAGCCAACCUCGCCAUCAUCCUCUAACAUCAAGGAAACGCUCCAUGCCCUUCUCCUUGCACUGGGCAUGCUUCUGUAUGGAGCUCCCGCCGACGAUAUGCUGUGGGACCUGUGCCGUGCGAUGGAGGUCCGGGAGACCCUAGCGUCAAUGUCAAAGGCUCCGCAGUGGAAAGCAGAGCUAUUGCUGAGGGAAAUUGCCGACGAGCUGUUGGGGAAGGGUGGCUUUUGA
This is a messenger RNA of Exophiala aquamarina CBS 119918, 1962 nucleotides long. RefSeq lists its product as uncharacterized. The transcript is spliced from 2 exons. Gene Ontology annotation, biological process: protein modification by small protein removal. Gene Ontology annotation, molecular function: peptidase activity. NCBI's taxonomy places the organism in Eukaryota, Fungi, Ascomycota, Eurotiomycetes, Chaetothyriales, Herpotrichiellaceae. The record is from RefSeq and is a predicted model, not a curated record. The coding region runs from base 1 to 1962 and encodes 653 amino acids.